This is a messenger RNA of Xylona heveae TC161, 1420 nucleotides long. Its product is annotated as Deoxyhypusine hydroxylase. Lineage: Eukaryota; Fungi; Ascomycota; Xylonomycetes; Xylonales; Xylonaceae. The transcript has 2 exons. The record is from RefSeq and is a predicted model, not a curated record. Gene Ontology annotation, molecular function: deoxyhypusine monooxygenase activity. The coding region runs from base 241 to 1266 and encodes 341 amino acids. Gene Ontology annotation, biological process: peptidyl-hypusine biosynthetic process.
CCGUCUUUCUUGGAGAACAGAAACGUCGUUUGAAGUUGAGUUCCUUGCUCUCUAACUUUCUGCCUUUUUGGUCCCUGAAAAAGUAGGGUCGGUAGUUAGGCCCAACUUUAUCCGGUGCACUCGUAUCACCGAGCGCACCACUGUAAAGUUUCGUGCCCCACCAAAGAUUUUGCAUCACCUCCUCUCGCGAUAACAGACACAGAAGCUCAUAUUAGUACAAGAUAGCGCUCCGGCAAGGAAAUGGCGCCUUCAGCAAUUCCCACCGAUUCCACCACAAAUAUGGAGGACCCUACCAUCUCUAGCCUCAAGAAAAUCCUCACUUCCGAGACCUCGUCCCUCGCCCGGCAGUUUCGAGCACUUUUUUCGCUGAAGCACCUUGCGUGUCUCAAUCCUCCAACAGAGCAGACAGUCCCCGCUAUCAGCGCUAUUGCGGCAGGCCUCUCGUCGCCUUCUGAACUAUUGAAGCAUGAGUUAGCCUACUGCUUGGGACAAACCAGAAAUCCUGCUGCGGUUCCCUACUUACGGGCGGCCUUGGAGGACAAGGCUGAAGCGCCCAUGUGUCGGCAUGAGGCUGCCGAAGCGCUCGGUGCUUUGGGCUAUACGGAUACUUUGCAACUUCUUAAGGAAAUUCGGGAUGACCCAAAUGAGCUAGAGGCCGUAAGAGAAACCUGUGAACUCGCUGUUGCAAGAAUUGAGUGGGAACACUCAAGGGAUCGUCAACAGGAGAAGCUACGACCAAGUGAUUUCGCUUCAAUCGACCCUGCCCCGCCCAUGCCUGAAGGAUCCCAGCCGCCAUCCAUCCCAGAGCUGCAAGACGCUUUGCUGAACACCAAUCUGUCGCUUUUUGAACGUUACCGCGCCAUGUUUGCUCUUCGCGAUCUUGCUUCUCCUCCAGACCUACCAACUGCGGUCCCUGCUGUCCAGUCCCUUGCUCUUGGCCUCAAAGAUAAAUCGGCUUUAUUCAGACACGAAAUUGCUUUCGUUUUCGGUCAACUAUGCCACCCAGCAUCAAUCCCUGCGCUGGAGGAGGCGCUUCGCAACAAAGAGGAGGCAAGCAUGGUUCGACAUGAAGCUGCCGAAGCUCUUGGAAGCCUUGGUGACGAGGAGGGAGUGGAUGAGCUACUUAAGGAAUUUCUCAAUGAUCCCGAGCAGGUCGUCAAGGAGAGCAUUCUUGUGGCUUUGGAUAUGGCAGAGUUCGAAAAGAAUGGAGAGAUGGAGUAUGCCAUUGUCCCCGGUCAAGAGGCGCCACUCGCGGGCGCUGCAUAAAACCUCCAUCUCCUCUCCGAAUUUUAUUUACGAAAUUAAUUUUUUGUUAAAAAAAAAAUGAAUAUAGAUGCAUGAAAAAUUGCUUGACAUCGAUUGAGUCGGGUAUAUGUUGAUAAUUCUCCAGUUUAUGCAGACAAUUGCAGGGAAUGAUUUU